Molecule: messenger RNA, 2425 nt
Organism: Pyricularia oryzae 70-15
Lineage: Eukaryota; Fungi; Ascomycota; Sordariomycetes; Magnaporthales; Pyriculariaceae
Exons: 3
Coding region: 268-1989 (573 amino acids)
Source: RefSeq, a predicted model, not a curated record
UAUUUUUUCUUGUCUCCAGUUUUUUGUUUUGUUAUCUUCCCCUGAUUCCACAUUCUCACUGCAGCUUUCUCAAAGUCAGUAACAGUACAUAUACUUGAAUCCAGGUGCUCCUUCGGGGUCUCAGCAAACGUUUGCAAGGGAUCCUAUUCCUUUUUGAGACCGCGACGCCAAGAUAGUAUGCUUGUUGGCCUAUUCAGGUGAUCUCUUUUGUGCACGAAUACGACGAACCAAUAGAGCAUCAAGGGUUUACGAGCAACAACCGCGGGGAUGGUCACCCUGGCGAGUCCGCGGGCACUGCCCUCAUGCCUUGUCCUCUUGUCACUCGCGGUGCAGCUAUGUUCUGCGUCGAUGGCGGCGUGGUGGGUUGGCGACAAGAGGGCACCGCAGAUUCUGCGUUGGAACGCAACCCUGGGAGCCAUAACUUAUAGCAGCUGCCAUACCAAGGACACGCCUGCGUUUCCCCUGGAUCCGCCAAACGUCUUGGACGUGGCUCAGAAGCCGCGCAAUGGGACUUCGUUGACGGGGCAGGGGUGGUGGAAUUCCAAGACUACUGCUGCGUCGAUUUUCUACCAAGCCGAAGAUGGCUCCUUGGUCAACACCUACCAGGAGUGCGACUUGAGCACAGGCAAGUUCCGUCGCCUGACUACCGACAUCAUCAGCAAAGAUGCGCCGGCGCCCAUCCACCCAGAGUCGGGCCUGGCAUCGGUCCUCCUUGCGAACGAAGGUACCAACGAGGGCUACCGCUUGUUUUACCAUGACGACAAGAAGCAGGUCAACGUGAUUGGGUUCAGACCGGCGACCUCAAAGUUCUACUACGACGGCAUCGUGUCGCAGGAUUUGCCCUCGGGCAUGGCGCUGGCCGCAGGGUUCAACUCGAACAGGAACUACUCGGUCGUGUUUCCCAGGGAUGACGAAAACCUGGAGCACGCCCGGGCGACGGCUGAUGAUAGCAGACAUGGGAUCACAAUCCUACCCCGACCCCUCAAGGAUUCCAACGUCGGCAACAUGACGAGCCUGGCCAACCGCACAGGCCUCGUCCUCGACAAGGACUUCAACAUGACUACAGUCCCACGCCUCCCCAACUGGACAUCGAACCCGAAGCUCGCCCUGUCGACCGACAGCGGCACCAAGCGCAACGUAUUCUGGCUGGGCUCGGACCGUCGCCCGCACAAGCUCUACAUCACGACGCAGGGCUGGGCACUGCAGGACACCAACGUCGGCGUGGACGAGUGGCCGGCCGCCGACGCCGACUCGGACCUCGCCCUCGCCUACGAGCGCGGCACCGACAACGUCCGCCUCUACUACGUCGUCGGCGGUCUCCUCCACGAGCUCAGGCACGACAAGGCCCGCACCGGCAACGGAUACGAGUGGAAGAUCGCCGCCGCGCUCCCCGUCGUCGCGCCCCCUGGUACUACCACCUCGACCGGCGGCGGCGGCAGCACCCCCAACGAUUCUACCAACGGCGGGCCGACCACGGGCCAGGAGACGACAGACUCGCAGUCCGGAGGUGAUGGCGGACUGUCGACGGGCGCCAAGAUCGGGCUGGGCGUCGGCAUCGCCCUGGGAGUCGUUGCCGUCGGCGCGGCGUGCAUGAGUGUCUGGUACGUGCGCCGGCUCAAGAAGACGCAGGCGGCGGCUAGGGCGCAGGCGGACGACGAGGAGGAGGAGAAGAGGAGGCGGUACGAGCAGGUGCAGCAGGAACAGCAGCAGUACAACCCGUAUCAGUACCAGCAGGUCCAGCAGCACGGGGGCCCGCACUACCCGCAGAGCAACGGAACCAGCCAGUUCGGCAGCGAAAUGGGCAGCCCCAAGACGACUUACCACUACGGUGGCUACAUCCCGGACAAGAAGGCGCCGCUUGCGUCGGCGUCGCCCGUGCCGCAGGAGAUGAACGCCACCCCGGUCGUGUACGAGCUGCCCGAGCAGAGGCGCGCGACCGAGAUGGAUGGAGGGAGCGAUGUCAUGUCACCGCAGAGCACGCAUCGGUGAACACGUCCAUCUUUGUCCAGUAAAUCUUUUGGUGGAUAUAAAACAGGGAGAACGGGGGAUAAUGUAGAAUGGUGUGGGGCCUGGCGUCGUAACAGCGUUGUUAGCUUUGGGUUUGUUUUGUUUUGGAGCCAUUGUUCGGUCCUCUUUGACUUGGAUGGCGUUUAUGGUAAUGUUUGAUGGCUGUAUUGUAUUAUGAAGGUGAUGGCUGCGUAUUCCCCGGUCUUUCGACUGCGCAUAUAAAUCCUGAUAUAUUCUCAAGUUCAUUAUGCCACUGCUAUUGUACUUUUCGGGCGAUUUUGCUGUUUAUGAAAUUUGCGAGUAGCGCAAGCCUGGUAGUACAUCUGCAUUCUUUUGCAUAGUCACGAUGCAAUUGCGACCGUCUUCACUAAAUAGCCCAUGAUUUCGUUCCGUCUCGGAUAUCUACAACACAUUAAGG